This is a messenger RNA of Vicia faba (fava bean), 762 nucleotides long. Lineage: Eukaryota; Viridiplantae; Streptophyta; Magnoliopsida; Fabales; Fabaceae. The record is from the annotation of a GenBank genome assembly.
AUGGCUUUUCUAGCAACCUUAUUCAUUUCUAUUUCUUUCUUUCUUCUUAGCUUAUGCCUUAAAGUCACUUUUGCUGACUACGGAGGUGGAUGGGAAAGUGCCCAUGCCACAUUUUAUGGUGGUGGAGAUGCCUCAGGCACAAUGGGAGGGGCUUGUGGUUAUGGAAAUUUGUAUAGUCAAGGCUAUGGAACCAACACUGCUGCACUAAGCACUGCUCUUUUCAACAAUGGAUUGAGUUGUGGGUCUUGCUAUGAGAUGAAAUGUGAGAGUGACCCCAAAUGGUGCCUUCCUGGAAGCAUAUUGGUCACUGCCACAAACUUUUGCCCACCAAACUUUGCAGAGUCUAAUUCUAAUGGUGGAUGGUGUAACCCUCCUCUUCAACACUUUGAUCUUGCUGAGCCUGCUUUCUUACAAAUUGCUCAAUACAAGGCUGGAAUAGUUCCUAUCUCCUUCAGAAGAGUCCCAUGUGUGAAGAAAGGAGGAAUAAGGUUCACAAUCAAUGGACACUCAUACUUCAACUUAGUUUUGGUAACAAAUGUGGGUGGAGCUGGAGAUGUUCAUUCUGUAUCCAUCAAAGGAUCAAACACCGGAUGGCAAACCAUGUCAAGAAACUGGGGACAAAAUUGGCAAAGCAACAACUACCUUAACGGUCAAAGCCUUUCAUUCCAAGUUACUACAAGUGAUGGCAGGGUUGUCACUAGCAACAACGUUGUACCUAGUAAUUGGCAAUUUGGACAGACAUUUACAGGGGCACAAUUCUAG